This is a messenger RNA of Symbiodinium necroappetens, 466 nucleotides long. The record is from the annotation of a GenBank genome assembly. NCBI's taxonomy places the organism in Eukaryota, Dinophyceae, Suessiales, Symbiodiniaceae.
GAAGGUGCAGUAUGUGCGAUGAGCGAAGAUUCGGCGCCCAGCGCGAAGCGCCGCAAGACCAACUUCAGCGACGCACGCUCAGCUUCCACAGGUGCGCUGAACAAAGGCGUGCGUUCUGCAGCGAUAACAGAAUCUGCGCUGCCAGAAGAUCUCCGCCUUGGCUGCUUUGAAAUUCUCGAAGCACCAGCUCCGAAGAAGAAGGAGCGAAGGUCGGAAGCCGCCAAGGAAAAGCCAAAGCCGCCUGCUUCGCCUCAGGAUGCCAUGCCCAAAGUGGCGGCAGAGGAGGUGACGCAAGAAGCAGGAAGUGCGGCUUCAGCAGCAGCUGCGAAGGCAGCCGCUUCAAAGCAAAGCUCACAGCCGACAGCAGCUGAGUUAGCGGCAAAGGCCGCAGCAGAAGCUACAAAGCUUGCAAAGGAGAAGGAGCAGAACCAGCGCCGCGAGCGCGAGUACUUCAAGCCCUACAUAG